Cloeon dipterum is the source of this 1216-nucleotide messenger RNA. Its product is annotated as venom allergen 3-like. The transcript has 7 exons. The record is from RefSeq and is a predicted model, not a curated record. Gene Ontology annotation, cellular component: extracellular region. The coding region runs from base 33 to 998 and encodes 321 amino acids. Lineage: Eukaryota; Metazoa; Arthropoda; Insecta; Ephemeroptera; Baetidae.
AAAUCAGAUUAAAAAUAUUUCUAAUCCAGUUCAUGCGGGCGGUCGUUAUGUCCGCCCUUGUUUUCCUCGCGUUUUGUGCUUUUCUUCGCGGCGCCUCGUCAGCUUGCCAUCCACCAAAGUAUGAACGUUAUCCAGACCACACCAUGUGUUUGAAGCCAAGAAACUGUGCCCCUGGAAAAGUUUUAGUGUCUCGCGACACACAAUUAUCGAUUUACGAUAAGGAUGCCCUGGUGAGGAUUCACAAUAAGCUGCGCUCAUUUGUGGCGACGGGGAAGUUGCCUCAUCACCCACCGGCCAAGAAUAUGAGAGAGCUGACCUGGGAUGACGAACUGGCAGAGGUGGCACAGAGAUGGGCUGAACAGUGCACCUUUGGUCAUGACAGAAACAGGAGUGUUGAGAGAUUUGCUGUCGGCCAGAACGUUGCGUAUGAGUGGUGGUCACCUGGGCCCGCACCAAUGAUAAUCUUAAGCUCCACGAUCGCCAUGUUUAACGAGGUGGACAAACCCGGAUACCCUGCUCCUUACAUUAGUCAAUUUCAGGUUGUGCCGCAAACCGGCCACUUUACGCAGAUUGUGUGGGCGGAUACGUCGCGGAUUGGCUGCGGCAGGUCGGUCUACAAUGAGACCAAAAACGGCAAGGUUGGCGAAACCAAACUGCUUGUGUGCAACUUUGGCAAGGCAGGGAACUUCAUCAACCAGCCUGUUUACGAGGCGGGAGAGCCAAAUUGCCCCGUGUUUUCCAAUCAUUACAAGGGUCUCUGCACAACAAAUAAGGGGAAUAAGGAAUUCAAGGACCCCUGCCAACUGGAGACAUUCAAGAGCCAUUACUUGGCGCUCUGCAAUGAUGAACUUUUCACCUCGCUUGGGUUUUUUGGAGCUAAAUACAAUCCAGAUCGAGACGACUCUCAUCCCAUUCUGCUCUCUCUGGGUUUGAUGCUCUUGGCUGCCGCCGUCAUGGGCCUGCUGUUUUGUAUGUAUAGGAGAUUCCUGCUGCUCUAACGGGAUGAAUACACGAAUUUCAGAAACAAAAUUGAAAAUAAAAGCAUUGUACUGGUGUACUUCUUUGAAAAUCACGAACUUUCAAAAGAAAAUAAUCAGACAUGAAAAUAACUAGUUUAUCAAAAUUUUUUGUGGGAUUUAAUUAAAUUUAACCUCAAAAGAAAUGAGAUUUUUGGUGUUUCUUGAGCCCCCUGAUGGCUUUCAAAGGGUCGACUUGC